Messenger RNA from Ruditapes philippinarum (Manila clam), 2639 nucleotides. Its product is annotated as transmembrane protein 248-like. The record is from RefSeq and is a predicted model, not a curated record. Lineage: Eukaryota; Metazoa; Mollusca; Bivalvia; Venerida; Veneridae. Bases 193 to 1146 code for a protein of 317 amino acids. The transcript is spliced from 8 exons.
AAUCAAGCAUGUCUUUUUACGUCACAGAAUUUGACAGAUACAUGUAUGACACGACUACACGCUUACUGAAAAAUACGUGCUAAGAUAAUCGAUUUAAUGCAGUGUAAUUAUGUCAAUUAGGGUUCAAUUAUGGUAGCAACGUUACUGAAUACCAGGUGACUAUAGAGUAACAGAUUGAUUGGAAGAUUAACAAUGUGGAUGAUAUGUGACAAUAUGCGGGGCUUUAUGGCCUCAAGGCCUCCAUUAGUUUUGUUUAUGCUAUGCCUUGGAAUAUUCGCUUUUAUACUUCUCACUGUGGGCUAUGUAAUCAAGGUGAAUGAUAUCAGAAAUCCAGAUGAAAAGGAUUGGAAUGAUUUUCUGGCAGGUUUUAAGAAUGUACAAUUUUGUAUGGUAUCGGAUGAUCUAGAUUCUAUAAAUAGUACAGAUGACGAUGGUCAUCUUGGCAGCAAGAAUGUUAAACAGGUCAUUUCUGAUGUACAUUCCAAAUUAAAAGGGGAAACCCCACAGACUACAGAGAACCCUGGUAGUUCAGAAGAUAUUAUUAUGGUAUCAGUACCACUGUGGGUGGAGGUUAAACCAACAUUAGACUUUGUCAGCAUACCACACAAUGUGACACAUCUUAGUACAAGAAUGAGUGGGAAACAAAUGGGCAUGGAAGGUGAUAAUGCUAAUACCGAGUUUAAUGUGACGUUAACUCUACCAUACCAGUGGAAUUCCUCAUUAUGCCAUUCCAACACACAGUGUAAAGUUAUACUUAUACAGACGUGCGUCCAGCUUCAAGCACCACAAAAACUCUUCCCACAUUCCAAGAAACCAAGUAUAGGACAGUGUAGGACAGAUAAUGGGACAGGCGGAGUUGAGAGCCAUUUUAAGAUGAUCAGUAAGCGACGAUCAGCUGUGCGACCUAUUGAUAUUGUUUGUAACAGUAUGCCCUCGUUUACAAUGAAACAUGAGAGUGAUCCUACAUUAGCGAUCAUGUUAUCUCUGCAAGACAAAUCGGCAAUUAACCUACAUUUGAUGCACACGACCUACUUUCUAUUUGUCAUGGUGAUUACGAUGAUGUGCUAUGGCCUAGUUAAAGGACGACCUACAACCACCAAGGUCAAGAAUCAUGUCCAGUAUUCAGAGGUGUCAACUCAGGUGUAAGGAAGAGUUUAUGCUGCCGUUACUAUUGGAGAUUAGCUGAAGUGUAAGCACAAAUGGUGUAAGACGUUGCCUUUAUCAUUGUGAUUUAUAAAAACGAAACAAAAUUGAUAACUUUAAUACAAGUGUGCAAUAUUUCGUGUCUCGAGUGGCGAAGUCUGUGCUGGAUAUCAAAAUAAACUAGAAGAAAAACUUGAGUUUAUUGGCCAAUAAGGUGUCACCAUUUAUUGACCAAUAGGAAGACUGCAUUUACCGACCAAUAGGAAGACAGCAUUUAUUGACCAAUAGGAGGGCAACAUUUAUUGACAAGGUUGAAAGUAUUGUUAUAAUUCAAGGAACAACUAGAUCUUUAUUUUAUUGACAAACAGAUAUACAAGUGAGAAAGAUAUAUGUUGGUUGAGUUUUGAACUUGUGUGUGUAGCCCCUGUACCACCAGUAAUGUUUUAUGGAUUGGAACUGCUGUGAAUUUUUAGGUCUGUAAUGUCAAAGACAUUUUUUGAACAGACGAGUCAAUUUGAGCAGACAAUAGUUUAUAGAUUACAAAGGUUAGAGUUCACUAAGAAGAAGGUUGGUCAUACUUUAUAUUGGUGGUGUAGGUACAUUAUUAUGGCGACUGGAACUCUAUCUGUGUUAAUGAAAGCCAAGCUUAUAAUCAGGGUUGUAUUUUGUUUCAGUGAAGUGCUGUUUGUUAUACAUAUAAUGUUGUCUGUUUCUAUAGACACUAAAUUUAAAAUUUGUGUUAAUAAUGAAUGUUAUAUUAUUUAUUUUUGAUAUUUAAUCCAUAUGUGUUGUUUUGUAUAAAGUUGGGAUUCUUUUGUGGUUAAAUUUAAUAUAUAAUAUGAUAUAUAUGUAAAUGCAAUUUUGAAAUAUUGGUACUCAAAAGUGGGUUUAUUCAUUGCCUUUAAUACACAAAGAUUAUAAUAUGUAGAAUUGAUUAGCCUGGCUCUAUACUGCUAGCAUAUUUUAGGAAAGCAUAACUAAAAGCUUUCGAAAAGUAAAUUGUUGUUUCAUCUUAAGGACAAAAAAACACUAAAUCUCAGAUUAGAUUAUUCAGUAAAACCAAAGCCAUUAAGAAAAUGAAUAACUCUGAGUAAGUUAACAAUUAGAGAGUAUUCAAUGAGACAACAGAUUACUAAAAAUAGCAAAUUAAAUUUAUUAUUUCUGUGCUGAAUUUGUGGAAUGGACUUGCGGGUUUGUCAACUGUACAAGGCUAGAUCAAACUAUACGGAAGCCUGCUAUUUUGGCAUAUAUGUGUGUUAUUAAAAAAAUAGAUAUAAAUUUUGAUGUGUUGUAAAAAAAAAUUGUAGAAUAAUGCACAGUUCGAGUUCAAAUCCCCAGGAAUGUUAACAAUAAGGCCGAGAGACCUGAGUGAUUAAUUACAAAGCAAUUUAACUAUAAAUGAUGCAUAAUUGUAUUAUAAUGCAAGAAAAAAUUAUAUCUAUUACCAUUCUAACAUGCUUACAAAAGUAUGUUUAACUACAUUUAGCAUAGACAAA